UAUUUUUUACAUCUCUAUUGCACGUGUAGAAUUUGUUUUGACCACAAGAAUUUGUAUAGCCGCUUAUCUCUGCUCAUUUUAACGUCAAGUAUUAAGAAAAACAGCGGUUAAAGAUGAAGUGGACAACUGCAAAUAUCAAACAUGUCAAUUACACAGCAAAGCACGAACUGUAUGUGGGAACACACACGGGCUCCUUUAAACACCUCGUGCCUGCUUCCGACAAAACCCCUUAUGGACAAAACAACCUGAGCGAUUUGUGCACCUUGGGUAAAGAUUCCCGCAUCACUUCUCUCGCAUUCGGCAACGACGAUCAGACGGAGAUCCUUUUAGGCCGGGCCAAGGACGCCGUGGAGAUUCACUCCUUUAUAGAGAAGGGGCAUUCUAGGAAGACAGUAUCCUUUAACGCCUCUCCAAUCGUUGGCUUAGCCCGAUACAACGACACGCUUAUUGCCGGCAUCGGCAACGGACAGAUACAGAGCCUGAAGCUAGGGGCGAGCGAUGAGUCCGAGCCCAUGGUUAUCACCACGGGUAACCAAAUGGAUCACCUGCGCCAAUGCACGCAAGUCAGGAGCAUUGUAGCCACUGGCGGAAAAGAGCGUCAAAACAAUUUAAAGGUCUACGACCUAAGUUCCGAUGGCAAGCAGAUUUUCACAUCAAAAAAUUUGCCGAACGACUAUCUGCAGCUGGAGGUUCCGGUUUGGGACAGCGAUAUCGGCUUUGUGGAUGGGCCGAGUGUGCUUGCUACUUGCUCGCGAACCGGCUAUGUUCGCAUCUAUGACACGCGGAUGCAGCGUCGACCGGUUACAUGCUUUGCCAGCGAGGAGCACGGGAUGAGCUUUACGAGUCUAGUGGCAAAGGGAAACUUUGUUUACACUGGUACCACAAUGGGUGCUUUAAAGGCCUUUGACACUCGACGCAUGAAAACACAUGUGCAUACGUACAAGGGAUUCACAGGCGGGAUAAGUGACCUUCACUUAGAUACCUCCGGUCGCUUCCUAAGCUCUGCAAGCCUAGACCGAUACGUUCGUAUCCAUGACUCUGAAACCACAGUGCUGCUCUACCAAUGCUACGUCAAAUCAAAAGCCACUAAGAUUCUUAUCAGACAGUUUGAAAACGAGCCAGGGGUUUCAGAAGAAAUUGAGGAGGCCGCUGAGCUUCAAGUGGAUAGAAACGAGAGUGAAGAUAAGAGUGUCAACGCAACAUUUGUGGACAGUGAAUACGAACACAUGUUCGAUCAGAUGCCCACCGUGGGUGACAGCGAUGAGUCCGAGGAAGGGUCGUCUGAUAUUAAGCAUUCAAAGGCUAACCUAAAAAGAAAAUCUUUGGGACAGUCUUUAAAAAUUAAAAAGAAAAAGGUUGCAAAUAGUUGAAGCUACAUUUAUUUACUAAUAAGAAAAAAUAAAGAAAAAAUAGUAUAUUUAGAGA
This is a messenger RNA of Drosophila santomea, 1425 nucleotides long. Its product is annotated as WD repeat-containing protein 74. Lineage: Eukaryota; Metazoa; Arthropoda; Insecta; Diptera; Drosophilidae. Gene Ontology annotation, cellular component: preribosome, large subunit precursor; nucleolus. Gene Ontology annotation, biological process: ribosomal large subunit biogenesis. The transcript is spliced from 3 exons. The record is from RefSeq and is a predicted model, not a curated record. The coding region runs from base 114 to 1370 and encodes 418 amino acids. Gene Ontology annotation, molecular function: protein binding.